This is a messenger RNA of Xyrichtys novacula (pearly razorfish), 18565 nucleotides long. Lineage: Eukaryota; Metazoa; Chordata; Actinopteri; Labriformes; Labridae. The record is from the annotation of a GenBank genome assembly.
AUGGGCAGUGAACACAGAAACCUGAAAUGGAUACUUAUGCAGAUAUUUCUCACAGGUGAGUAUUACUCAAACACCUGAUUUUUGACAUGCUAGAAGGAUUUUAUCUCUGUAGAAGUAUUGAUCAACGUCUCUUUUAGGUGUUCUUUGCAACCCAUGGGGAGUGGAGUAUAAACAGCUACAGAUCUGCGCAGUGAGGGGCUCAUCCGCCGUUAUCUCGUGUAAAUUCUACUUUACUGGCUUGCAGAUAUUAAGGCGAGUCAAGUGGGGUCACCGAGAAUCUCAAGGUUUCGUCUGUGACAGUAAUUCAAGCAGAGUCACCUCCAGAUUCAAGUAUAUUGGUGACAGACAUGGAAAUUGUUCUUUGAAAAUAGACCAAGUGGAGCGAAAUGACGCUGGGAAAUACAACGUUAGAUUCUAUACGGACAAAGUCAAAGGCGGUCUGUCUAGAGGUGACGGUCCUACAUUAAAAGUUGUUGGUGAGUAUUUUUCUCCCCUUAAAGAACAGUUAACAAGUUUUAAUAAGAGUUUGAAACUGAGACGCUCCUUUCUUUUCUAGAUUUGAGAAUUUACACGACGAAACCCAGUGAGAACGAGACGAUAAAGGAAGGUGAUUCAGUCAGUCUGAUCUGCAAAAAUGACUGUGAUGGCGGGAACUCUUCAUCUGCUUUCACCUGGUUUAAAGAUGGAGAGCUCCUCAGUGAGGGAUCUUCACUUCAUUUAACCAACAUAUCCUUCAUACACUCUGGAAAUUACACCUGCUCCAUAAAGACACAACCAAAAACAGCUUCAAGAGCCAUAAGAAUAGCUGUUGAGUGUGAGUAUGGGACAAAAGAUUAACGGUUUACACAUUUAGGAAUUAAGAAAACUACGAUUUUGAUCAAAUUUGUACACUUCUGGUUUUCUUUCAGACGCCCCCAAAAACACAUCAGUGUUGGUCCACGCCGGCACGAACUUCACGCUGAUCUGCAACAGCCACGCAAACCCCCCAGUGGAAAAUUACACCUGGUUUAGAGAAGAUGAGAGUGAGGAUUAUAAAGUUGUUGGACUUCAGUCUGUGCUUUCCCCCGCUGAAGGUGGUCGAUAUUUCUGCAGCGCUGCCAACAAACAUGGAAGUCGAAACUCCACGACUGUGAGAGUCCAGAUUAAAGGUAUGUUGCUCUAGUUGCUAAUGCAUGUGAGCUUUUAAUCAGUGAUAAUGUCUGGAAAAGUGAUUAAAUAAACAAAAAUAAAACGCAAGGCAACUCUCAUCUUUAAGCUGUUGUUUGAGGCGCUGACUCAUGUCUUUAUUUCACAGCAACUUUGGCAGCUUUUACCAGAAACCUACUCAUCGUUGCUUUUGUAGUUGUGCUGCUAAUUGUGGGCACUAUCGUCAUUGUCAUAAGGUAAGCUGUGUUCAAAGCUCUUUUAGACAUGUUCUCACAUAAUGACUUUUAACACAAGCAGUGCGGGGCAAGCUUCAGAUAAAGCUUGAAUCCUUCAGAAACGGCCUCUGUUGACUAUUUUCUCAAAACACGGCAUAAAGGGUUUGUCCACAGGGGGCGCCAAAAUCAACACAAACAGUAAACUUCCUUAAAGAGCUUUAGGAAAAGUGCAGAUACCUGACAAAAUAAUAGGUUACUCUGUUCACAUUUUAGGUAUAGACUAAACGUCUUGCUUGGGAAACUACAGAAAUUGGAAAUUAAAAUGCAAUUAAAUAAAAAUUUGUUUGCUUGAAUAGAUCAACACAGCCCCCCCAAUCUUUUAAAAUGAAUCUGGUGCCGGUGGUGUAGUCUAGUUUGUGGUGGAUAAACACUGACUGGCAUCCCCGCCAACGCUCACAUCCCAUCAAGAACCACCAUAUGCUCAAAAUGAGCCUUUUACACCAGCUAAACCGCAGGGUCUCGAGUAAAUGAUGCAGAGUUAACGAGGGCAUCUGACCACGUUUUCCUGCUCAAUAAGCGCACAGCGUGGGCGUUUGGUGGUCUCGAAGAGUUAGAUACUUAUUAAUGUCUAGGAGCAGCCUGGUUAGUGACACUGACAGCUAUAUUACGAGACCGUAAUGAUACUUCUUUAACCUGUGUGAGCGUGAGAGUGUGCAUAAAGCGUAGUGAUAGGCUGCAACUUUGGAGCUGUGCAGGUCUGAGGUUAUGGGGAGAAACAUGAGCAGUAUGGUGAUGUAUAGAGACAAGGAAAUCUUGCAUUUGAAAUCCUUCUGACUACAUAAAGAACUCAAUUUCACCAUAUCAGCUCCCGAUAUACCCUUUGAACCCUCUCACUAGAUAUCAGGAAAGUACUUCUUCCCCUUUAGACCAAGCUUGAGGUGCACACAUUUAUUGCUUCCUCCUGCUAGCAUCACGUCUUUGCUCACGGCCACCACAACUGAGGUUUAUCUGAGGGGAUCUAGGCGUGAAACCAUCAAGCGUGUCGGUGUAACUAAACACUUGCACUAGGACCAAACUGCUGUGUAUAUUUUAAUCUUGAGCACAUAGCAGGUGAACUAAACGAUUCACCCACACAGUCAGAGACGGAUUUUGGGGCCCCCUAUUUCUGCCAAUAAUAUUGAUUUUUGAUCAUUCACACAUGUUUUAAAAUGUUUAAAAUAAAAUAAAAUGUUUUCGGUCAGUUUUGUUACUGCCCAUUUUACAGAAAUUUGCUCACUUUCUCAAUGGGUGCAUGGCGUAAACCUACAAACCACAUUGACUACACCACUGGAUGGUGCAAAAUAAUGCAACAUUAUGAUAAUAGAGGAUUUUUCUCAAAUGAAUUCAAUUAAAAGCAAGUUUUUAAAACAAGUAUAGCAAGAAAAUAGACAGAUUUGUAUUUAAAUGUAAGAGGUGAAAAUAAAUACUUGUUAGAAAAUAUGUAACAGAUAGUGCUUGAUAAAACAUAUAUUUGUACCUUGUACCAAUCACGCCUUUUAUUUUGAAGGGUUUGUUACUGUGAUGCAUUAUAAUUUAAGCAAUGAUCAUGUCAUCAGUGUUUUUCUGUUCAAGACUCAACAGAAAAAAGACAUGGACACUGACAUGGACACCAAGGGUGGACUCUGAGGAGGAAGUGCAGGUGAGUCUUUUUUGUUAUUCAGCAAAACCAGUUCAGACAUUUUCACUAAACAGACUAUAUGAUAGAGUGACAGCUUACAACUGAGCGCAUUUGUAACUGAUUUCAGGGGAUAAAAAGGAAAUAAAACUCAUAUCUUUCAGCUUUCCACACUCAUUUAUUGUGUGUUUUUUCUUUCCCUGUGUGCAGGAUACAGAGUAUGUCAACUGGCUGAGCUGUGAUUAUAACCCGACACAAGAGGGAAGUCAUCCUGGAGAAGUGACAGAACUCAUCUAUGCAACUGUUGACUUCAGUGAUAACGCGACGGAUAUGUAAGAUACUCAUGCAAUAUAUAUCGAGUUUAUUUCAUCUGUUACAUUAGAGGCAAGUGAGCUGAAUGAGUUUAUCGCCUGCAGGGAACAGCAGACAGGCCCCAUGGAUGAUGAUGAUGGUGUGAUUUACAGCACAGUGUGCAGGUAAAACUCUGUAGAUUUACACAUUUAACAACAAUUCUGAUUACAAAAUAGAUGAUGUACAAAAAAUAUCUUCUUUUUCAGGUACCAGCUGAUGAACCCCUCAUAUGUUGAGCCUUCCUGAUUUGAUAUCAAACACCGGACGCUUUGCAGAAUACAGAUAUCAAAUUUUGGGAAUAUAAACCACACAUACUUCCUGUGGGAGUUCACUGAUAUUAACUAGACAACAAUGUCUAAAACAAUGCGUUUGAACACAUCUCCCUCAAAGGUCAAACAUAUCCCAUGUGUCUUUUUAGCAAGGUUUUGAAUUCAGUUAAAAAAACACAACAUAUCAGCCUCACUGGAGGAUCUGCAGCCUCUCAGUUUCUAAACUCAGUGAUCUGAGUGGGUGGGGGUGCUGUUAUGAGGUGCUUAGCUGACUGGCUGCUGAAGUAAUGUCUGAGAGAGGUGUGUGCAGAAAAAUGCAGAGGGGGGGGGAAACACCCAAAAAAGACACGACAAGGACCUGCACCAGGACACUGCAGGUUUGAUUUAGAAUCUGUUGAAAUGCUGUAGUCAUGGUAACAACAGCUUCUCUCAGAUUGAUACAUUGAAUUUUGAACAAUAUUCCUAUUUUCUUGCCUUUUGCGUGAAGCCGUCUCAGAUGAAGUGACUCACACAGAUUAGAAAAUUAACGCGGAUUGCAGCUGGUUAGUGUUAAAAAUACCCUGAUGAUGGGUCAGAAUGUCACUGAUUUUCAUUGAUUUUUUUAGACUAAUUACGAAGCAGUUGGUACAUCUGACUCUUACUUUUGAUAGCUAGAGUGCAACUCUGAAGCAAAAUACAAUAAUGUCAAAGGAGGAGGAGGAAUUGUUCAAGGAAUGAAGUUAAGAGUGGAAUGCCCAUAAAACCACAGGAAACACUAUGUUGGCGGUUUAUGGGACCUUUAACACUAAUCUAAGUGAUAGCUCAGCUGAAUCCCUUUUGGUUUGAAGGAAUAAAGUUGACGUUUGGAGCAUGUGUCAGCCUGGAGUCUCAUUUUGUGUUGUUCAUUCGAUGUGUAAAAGUGACGUAGCAUCAACAAAUCACCUCAUGGGAAAUUUAGUCCAACAUCUCAGAUAGGGGAUACAUCUUCUUGAGGCCACAUGCCAUUUUUAUCAUCGUCUUAUGCCUGACGAUCACACAAAAACAACCGAGUCUCUGCUGACACAUUGUCACAUGACACCUUUUCCUGUCUGUCACUCCCCUUGGUGUUUUUGUAAAGAUGAACCUUGGCUGAGUAUGUGAGAGUGUAUCUGCACCAGUUGGAUGUUUUUAUGCUGUCAUCCUGUGCUCAGUGUAACAACUCAUACAUUUCUGUUCAGUGGUUUGGCAAGGUGGAAGUUAAUUUUCUUCAGUAUUUUUUGGCUUCUGAGUUGAUGAGAGUUUAUGUCUGUGGUGAUGACUGCACCUGGAAACUCGUGCAACCGGUUUGAAAGCGGUACAAAUCAGGUGAUGUGAAAGACGUGAAAUAUAGAGUAUGAAACUAACACUCACAUCUACCAAGGGAGAGCAAGAGGAAAUAACUGAACACAGAGCAGCUCUGUGCAACAUUGUGUCACCAUAUUAAAGUAGAUACGUUUACCAGCUCUGGGUAUGACUAAAUAUGUGUAAACAAGCCACUCAACUUUUUUCUACUUCUAUAUAAAGGUUGGGGUAACAUGCACCAUGAGCCUGCACUUCUCUUGAUUGUGUUGUUGACAACAUGUGGAGACAUGCAUCAUGCAUUAUAGCAGCAGUGCAUAGACUUGUGCAUAGAUGAGAGUCAUUAGCAAUUGUUGGUAAUUCUUUAAUCAGCCCAAUAUCUGCUCAUUACUCUGAAUAUUUUAAGAGUUUUGUUAUAAUAAAAUAUUCCUAGUUUCAAAAAUGUAGAUCAUUUUAUUUAGGAUGCAUCACAAUUAGACAUCCAUUAUAGCCACAGAGGUUUUGACAUCCAUACAAACAGUCCUCCUUGUUCUUAUUUCAACAGCAUUAUAUUAAACUUGAAUUAAUUGAAAAUAAAGGCAUGUGGAGGCUUAGUUUUGUGCCACAGUGUCUUUUAUUCAAGUUGCAUGGUGAUGCCAGGUUUUCAAUCCCCCUGGAUACGACAGCCUGAAUGUAACACCCCUGAGCUGGUAGUGCAGUCCGGUUUCCUACUGAGACUGAGCAGCAGUACAAAAGGAAACUAUGGAGCCAAAAGAGGGUCUACAGUCAUCUUCCCAAAACACCAAUCUAGUAUGUUUCAAAAAACCGUUGUGAAGGACUUUGCUGCAGCAUAUCUUAUCUCAGUGUUAUUCUGCCCUCUGCUGGCAGCUUAAGAGUAUGGCAUCAUAAUACAAUGUUUAGUCUCUCAUGAGUGUGGGUGCUUGUCCUGACAUGUUCCUCAAAUCAGUUUCUUGGUUAAGUUUCUUUCUUACAGUAAAUCAGAGAAAUAUCAGAGGAGGUUUUCAGCAGCAUUGUCUUUGCCACUUUUCAACAACUACCCUCCAGUUUAUAAAGAUUUUUUUUCUUUUAAUGAGCUGAUGGUUUAAUUUAAGGUUCACCACACAUGACAUAUAAUUCAACUCUUAUAUGGAAUCAUCAUUUAGCAUCCAUGCAUUUUGUAUUAUGCACUUUUUUUCCCCUGAGAUGAGUUCAGUUUUUUUUAUUGCUCUGUGGUAAUAAGAUCAGUGUGGUCAUCAGACAAAUCAGUUUCAUUUCUGCGCUGCAGUAUGACAAACUCUGAUAAACCACACACUUCCCUUGAUCGUUUUGUUAACAGCAUGUGGAGACACACAUCAUGCAUUAUAGCAGCUUAUUGUUUUUUUCAAGAAUACAGCUGUGAAUGUUCUGAAUCAUUUAAAGGCAUUCUCAUUACAAUACAGCUUCUUAGCAGUUAUAUGCAAUAAAAAGAAUUAUUGUACCAGUUGAAAAGCAUAUUAAAUAAAAUGUAUGAAUGCAUUGCCAAUUUUGGGCUUCCAUAGUUAAGUCACGUUAUUGUCUUACUGUCGGGGAGAGUGGGGUAAAUUGAGCCAGAGGGUAAGUUGAGCCACCCCCUGUAAGUUGACCAUAGGAGACCACUUUUUUGUCAUGCUAUAUUAUCAAGACAGUUAUAUUUACACCCAUUCUGUUGGUUUGCAGGGAUGUACAACAUCUUGAAAUAUAUGCAGAUACAAAAAACAUUUUUUCACUCUUGAAAGUGAAUUUAGUCUGUCAUAAGUUUUAUGAGAAUUGUGUUCGGACCAAAAAAGAACAUUUUAAAUUAGUUUUAUACAUCAAUUGUGGUAUCAUAUGCUACAACAUGAGGUCAAAAACGGAGAAUAAAAGUCCACCAUUUUAGCUUAGAGGACUAAUAAAGUCAUAACAGUAGUUCUGGGGUAAGUUGAGCCAGUGAUUCAACUGAGAAAGUAAAGGAGUGUGAUGAGAGGAUCAGAGUUUCAGUUCAGAUUGUUGAAAUGUUUUACUUAUUCUUUUCAAAAAUACAGCUGUGAAUGUUCUGAAUCACUUACAUUAAAAUUACUUUUUACAAAACAGCUUUUUAGCAGUUAUAUGCAGUAAAAGAAGAGUGGGGUGGUAGUAGGGAUACAGGUCAACUUACCCCAUACACGGGGUAAGUUGACCAUAAGAGACCACUUUUUUUGGCAUGCUAUAUUAUCAAGACAGUUAUGUUUACACUCAUUCUGUUGGUUUGCAGGGAUGCACAACAUCUAGAAAUAUAUGCAGAUACACUAGUUAGAGACAAAACUAUGAUUGCCUUAAUGUAGUGAUCCGAAAUAUGAAAAAUGGCUCAUCAUACCCCACUCUCCCCUACAGUAGUUUGAGUCUUGUGUAUGUUUUUCCAUAUCUUUUUGGAUAGCUAAUAUCCCUCGCUAACGGAGCCGAUAUAAAAAUGAUCGCCUACUUAUCUUGAAUGUGUUUACAUCAAUAUGAAUCCAGUUUCAUGUGCACUUUAACCUGCAGUGAAAUAUAAAGGUCCCCUGACUAGAAGUGGUCAUUAGAGGGAGUCCUUGGUUACUGUGCUGGCUGUCCUCAUUAGUUACUGUUCACACCUGUGCAGGAGAAACUGCCUCCUCACCACCUAUAGCCAAGAAAAAUUCCGAUAUGUAUCAUUCAGUAACUGAACUUUAUUGGUUUCCGCCCAUUUCUGACAAAACGAAACUUUGCAAAGACAUGCGGAAAUGAGAAGUCAGCGGGUCUCAGAAGUGAGUCUGAACCGGUGCCUGUCAGGUCCACCAGGGAUGACUCCAGCGCUUCACUCUUUACAAGAUAAACCAAAGGGUCUCUAGACGUCCAGCUCAGGUGAGUACAGGUGUGUUAGGCGAUGAUAAAUAUGAUAAGAAGCGGACCAGAGGAUAAACUUGAUAUGAACUCAGCAUGUUUAUUUAUUAGCUGGUGGGUUAGCUUACACUCCAUGGAGUAACUGUGGCGUAAAUUGAGUUUAUUAGUCACAAAACUUGGUUGACAACUAUCUUUACACAUGCAUGUCUCAUGACUCUGUGUGUUAGUGGAAAAAAAGGAUCUGGACCUGACCCAGAGACUGUCAGCUUAUCUAACAUACACAGACAAGCUGCUGGGGGCGAGUUAGCAAGCUAACACGCUGCAGAGUAAAUACAAAUACACUCGUUUUGCGUGAAAGAGAGGUGUCCCUGUAAUGAAUUAACACGUUCUAAACAACGUUAAGGUCAUUUGAGAGACAGCUACAGUUUGUUUCUGGUAAGCAUUCUCAUGUUUUUGCAAACGAAACGGGAAGUGACUACAUACGCAGCACAGUAAUGCUAACGUGAUUGGACGAAACGCGCCACCGAAGAUCUUCUCGUGAAAAGAUGUAUCACUCGGUGAGAGAGAAGAUGUUAGCGACUUUGCUGCUUGCCAUGUGCCAAUCUUUAAAACCUCCCACGUUAAUUAGAAAUAAUAUACUGUUUAAUUUUAUUACGUUUCAGCGUUUGGAGCAUUAAUACAAGCAUCUCUGAAAUAUACCAAGUUUAAACAGUUUUUCCUGCCUAACAUCUUAACAAUAUGCAUAAUUUUUAUUUUUUUUUCGUUUCACUUUUGAGGGACUCCCCCAGAUAUUCUUAAUGGUACAGGAAUAAUAUAGUUAUAAGUCUUAAUCACACAAAAUGUGUCCAAGCUAUGAUUAUUGGCUGUGACGUAGUUGUUACACAGGCUUAAGUGUCCCUCAAAAUAUCAUCUAGGUCACUGUUUUUCAAAUGUAUUUGAGCCACUGCACAUUUUUUACAUUGACAAAACUUGGGGCACACCACCAACCAAAAUAACACUCUAUAGCCUAACACAGUAUAUAUAGUUAGUGAUAUAGUUUCUAAAUUUAUAUAUCCUCGCUCAGUGUGAACCCUGACCUUGUUUAAAUGAGCACAAAGGUGAUAUCCUGGAAGGAGAGGAAGAAAGACACGCACUGAGCUAUUCCUCAGCAGCUCUUAGCCUCUCCCUUUUUUAGUUUUAUUUUUUACAGGCAAUUAACCAUCUGCUGCCACCCUGAGACAUAGAGUAUUAUUCUGACACUCACUUUAUGACAGCACAGACACUUGACAAUGGCAAAUUAUUUACAAAUUGGAUAAUUUCCCAUGGCACACCUGACAGUCUCUCACGGCACACUAGUGUGCAGCGGCACACAGGUUAAAAAUCACUGAUCUAGGUCCACCAAACUGGUUCUUUGUUUAAUGUAUGUCAGCCAAGUAUCUCCUUUAGGGUGUGACCAGAGUGUGUUGGUAAAUAAUCAAAGACGGUGCAGAGCUGUGACUUCCUGCUGAAAUGUCCUACAAGGGACUCUGAGUUUACAUCAAGUGUAUAAUAUAUUGGCCGAUGCAAGUAAUACCAAAGCUCAAGUGAUUUUCAGAAAGGUUUAUUCAAAUUUAAAAUAUACUAAAAUGAAAAUAAUAAAGUGUCAUUUACUAAAUGAUCUAUAUUUUGUUAGUUUAACCCUCCUCCUGUGUUAGGGUCUGCACAAGGUAACCUAGAAAUAAGAACCAAAUUGGAUGAUAGAGAAUUGUUUUUAGUGUAGUUUACAGCUGAUUGAAGACACAGGUCAAAACUGACCCUUAACAUGGUGGGUGUGUAGUAAAAGCUAACACUGGAGGAAGGUUAGUUUAAGUGUUAAACUCAAAUUCAUUAAAUCUUGCACAAAGUGAGCCAUCUUAAUUUUUCGUUAUCUUUGGUUGAAUGGAGUUUAUUAUUGGAUAUUAGUUCCCGGGACUGAAGGUGGGUGUGUAGGUCAGUGAUACUAUUGCAUGGCAAUUUCCAUCUGAGCAUGUGGCAGAGAUGUCUGUUUGACAUUGUGUUAGGUAAGGCUCAAAGUCCAAAUGAAAACUUAAACUCUGCUCUGGUUGGUUGUUUUGCUGCGCCAAGCAGAGUCUCACGAGGCUCCAAUGGGCAGAAUUGAAAGUGAAAGGAAUAUGCAGCAGGGUGGGUUCUCCCGGUGCUUUUUGCUCAUAGUUCUGCCUUCAUUUACAGAGAUCACAGAGGUCUGAAGAUGAAGUGUCCAAACUGUGGUGAUGCUAUUGAAAGGGAGAGAGCCAAGUUCUGUAGUGAGUGUGGCUAUCACCUGCGUGCCCCACCAGCAAACACACAAGGUAAGUAGAUUCAUUUAAGAGCUGGUUUAAUAAGAAUUCAUAAUGAGAAUGUAAUUUUAUAGCAUUACGAGGUCAGGUGAGAUUUACUGCUCUUGAUCAGUCAGUAACAAUCUGGCACUAUGUCUGGGUUUCACAUAAAAUUGUAACAAUACAUGUCCCUAAAUUAAAAAGAAGUGACAACUUUUGUGAAAUUGUGAAGGUGAUAUAGGAACAAAAGAGAAUCAAACUGUUUACACUCUGUUUAUUAUCAUGAUUCAUGAUAUGAGUGUUCAUCACAUGACAACAAAAUUACAGACUGCCAUAAUAAAUGUGGGUCCCUGACCUGAAGAUGGCAGCAUCUCUGCGCUGUGUGUUCACACACUGGAGAAAGAGUUUGAAUGAAAUGAUAAAACUUAAAAAUGAAUGUCUUAUCUGUGAGCUGCUUUGUAUGUGAAACACUCUCACUAGAUGGAGCAAGUUUGGUUUGCUUUUAACCGAGAAUAAAACAAAACUAGAAAAUAAAGAACCCAGAUGGGAGAGCAGAAAUCACACAAUCUGAUGGUUACAAUAGUUUUAUAUAUAAUUACAGCAGGAAAGCAGGAGAGAGAAUUGUACCACUUGUACCUAGACAUUUCUCAGAGACCAAAAAAUGCACCACAAAGUCCAGGCAGUGAAAUAAAACACGUGUGAGCGAUCCUCAAGGUUUCAUGGAGGUACAGGAGGGAUGCCAGUAGACCUCACAGCACCCGCCUGUGUACUCAGUCUGCAGGAAAAGGAUCUAUGUGUCCACGAUUAAUAGUUAGAGGUCUGGAUUUACUCCACUGGGAUAAAAUGCAUCUUAUUUACAAUAGAAUAAUCUUGUUUAAAGGUGUUUUCCGGAUAUUUUGUUAGAUAAAGACCAGGGAGAGAGACCAGAGAGAGGGAGGGAGGGAGAGGAAAUGAAUCUGAAUAAACAUUAUAGGGUGAGCAAAUGGUAUGACUUAAGGACAGACUUACAGAUAACAAACAGGAGACAACUCUAUUGUUUCUCAGACUGAGACAUGUUAAAAACCGUCAUGUCAUGUUUUUAAAAAAAUGUGAUGUUUUUAUAAUAUUUUUAACUCAUUCUCACAGGAUAACAAAGGAAUCUCGCAGGACAAGAUUUUUAGACUUUUGCACAGAGAAGAAGUGAAUACCGUAGAGACACCAGAUGAUAAGAUGAUUUAUUCCAAUAGAUGAUGACGAACUUGUGUGCACACACUAGUUUAUUUAUCUGUUAAAGUUAAUGAUUUUUCUUGAGAGAUUGACUCUGAUGCACAAACAUACAUACCUCUCAGGUAGAUUAGUGAAGCCUUAUCUCUUGUAUACCUCAUUUUUUAUCCAGAUACAGAGGAUCAGCCCAGAUCCUUGGUGGCGGACUCUGAAAGUGCAGCUGAGAAAUCAGGACCACAGAAAGCAGCCUCACCUGAUGAAGGCAAAGAAGCAAAUAAAUCUCCAAAACGACCGAGUGAUGAGAGCAGCAGCAGUCUAAAGAAAAAGGUGAGUGUGUCUGUCGCUGUAAUGCCUUAUUUUCUUUGAGUUUAAGGUGCUCUGUCAGGAAAGAAUUAAAAAAUCUACUAUCUCAAAACAUCUGAAUAUUUACUCGGCUGUGUGCAGUGGAUCUAGAUGCUCUGAGUCCAGCCUCAGUCUACGUACUCCUUGUGAAGCUCCUCAGAGUUUUUGCAUCUACUUUGUUUGACAGUCCUCUCAAGGCUGCAGUCAUCACUGCAGCCCUUUGUAUAGGAAGUCAAUGAUCAUCCUCUGGACAACAGUCAGUCUGCAGUCUCCCCCAUGAUUGUGGUUGUGUGGAUUCAAACUGAGCGAGUAAAGGCUCAGUUAACCUUUGCAGGAUUUCACUGUUAAUUAGCGAAACAGAUUUUUUUCAGGACUAAAAUAACUGACAAGGAACUGGACUUUUACACAAUGUUUGCAAGUGUUAAGAUUGAACCUUUUUUUUGGCAUAAUCAUCAAGAUUUUAACCAAAAAGUCUUAAAAUAUUUUACUUUGUGUGCGAUGAAUCAAGCACACCGCUGCUGCUGAAUUACAUGCGCCGCUACUGAAAUUUCACAUAAUCAUUAAUAUCAAUGCGCCACUAAUGAUUUCUACUCGCACAACAACACACAACGUUAUUUUCAACCUGUUUUGAGUCAUCACGGGCGCAUCAAAUCCUGUCAGGCCCUUUCCUAUCAAUGUGAAAGGUAAUGUUCAAGCUAAUACAUGGUCUAUAUAUAUAUAUAUAUAUGGUUAUUUUUUUUUACUUGUUUUGACUCAUCAUAUAUUGCGAGUAGCGUGGGUAACAUAACAUGAACGUAAGAGCGUAGGUCCUUGAGCGUCAAGAGAGUGGGUAACAGCGAAAAUUGGACACGGACACAGCAGCACCACCGCUGAAAUAAAAUCAAAAACAAUGAGCACAUAUAGAAGUUUCAACUUUUUAAUUAAAGUAUGAGGAAAAAUAAACUUUUUCAGGACAUUUCAAAUUCUAUUGCUACACUUUUAUAUUGUCCCUUGGUAUCGUAUGAAAAUGUUUUAGAAAAUUGAUUGCCUUAUUCCUGUUAUCGUAGAAAAAAAAGAGGAAGAAAAACAAAAAAAAGAAAGAUGGCACCUCGUCACUGGAUCAAGAUCAGAGCUUAUCUGACAUGUCCCACGUCUCUGUGGGAGGAGACCAGAGUUUAAAAUCCAAGAGUGGAGGAGACUCGUCCGACAGCGAAAGCUCAGAUAAUGCAAUGGAUGAAACACCAGAGUCACUCCAGGAGGGCGCCUCCCCCAUGGAGUGCCAGCCUGAUUUCUCGGAGGCCGACACUCCUGCUGCACCGCCAGAAGACAAUCAAGUCAACCAGAGUGGAGCAACCGCUGAAAAAGAAGAGGCAGCACCUGUGACACAAUCUGAGGAAGAUCCAGGUAAAGUGGCUCAGGAUCAAACCCCGAAUACAGACACUCCUACACUAAGACCCCCUUUAAGGGAUAACAAGACAGCGACAUCUCAGACACCUGCAGACAAGGGGACAAAGACCACCAACAACAAAGAUCUGAAGAAUGAAAGAAAAAGCUCUAAGAACAGAAAAGACACUGCAGACACCAGACAACCUACACUGGACCAGAAUGCCAACGAGGAGACGAGUCCAAAACAGACAGGUCAAGACAAACAGAAGGGAAAGAGUCAGCAGGAGCAGAAACAGAAGCAGACUGCAGCAUCUGGGCAGAAGAAUUCUGGUCCUCAGACCCGAUCAAAGGUAAAAAAAAAAAAAGGAUUUUAUGCAUUUUAUACUUUUUCAUUGAUGUCAGAUGUACUUUCAACGAAUGUAUGAAAUGAUUCCUCCACAGGGUGACAGUGCAGAACCACAUGUGGACCCAGAGAAGACUAACAUGGUUGCUCAGCAGUCUAAGAGCGAGGAGGUGACAGAGACCAGUCAAAAACAGACAGGUCAAAACAAACAGAAGGGAAAGAGUCAGCAGGAGCAGAAAAAGAAUCAGACUGCAGCCUCUGGACAGAUGGUUUUUGGCCCUCAGACCCAGUCAGAGGUACAAAAAAAAGUAUUUUAUGCAUUUUAUUCCUUUCCGUUCAUGUCAGAUGUAUUUUCAACAAACAUAUGAAAUGAUUCCUCCACAGGGUGACAGGGCAGGACCACAUGUGGACCCAGAGAAGACCAAAAACGCUGCUCAGCAGUCUAAGAGCGGGGAGGUGGCAGAGACCAGUCCCAACCAGACAGGUCAAAGUAAACAGAAGGGAAAGAGCCAGCAGGAGCAGAAACAGAAUCAGACUGCAGCCUCUGGACAGAGGGUUUUUGGUCCUCAGACUCAGUCAAAGGUACAAAAAAUAGUAUUUUAUGCAUUUUUAUUCCUUUCUGUUCAUGUCAGAUGUAUUGUAACAUAAAUGUUAAAUGAUGACUCAACAGACAGGCUCAAGUGUGGACCCAGAGGACACUAACAGGGUUGAUCAGCAGUCUAAGAGCGGGGAGGUGGCAGAGACCAGUCCCAACCAGACAGGUCAAAGUAAACAGAAGGGAAAGAACCAGCAGGAGCAGAAACAGAAUCAGACUGCAGCCUCUGGACAGAGGGUUUUUGGCCCUCAGACACGGUCAAAGGUAGAGCAGGACACAAGUGACAUGAGGGAAUCCCUCUUUAGUUAAGACAAAUAUGAAUGUUCAUGUCGCUUUGUGUGUGUGUUUGUAAAUAUUUGUCUCUCUUGGGUUUUUUAGGAUAACCAGGAACAAGACUAUAGCUGCAUCAGACAGGCUCACCAUCUACUUCCAUGCGGUCCUCUCAAAGGAUUUCAAAUUUGAUCCGAAUGAAGAUCGAGUCUUUGUCAGAGCUGGAUGCAUCAUUGGGGAAUGGGAAGACAAUGCAGCUGAGCUGUCUGUAACCAGGUACUUUUUUUUUCUUUUGAAACCUUUGAACUAACAGGCCUGUCGUGUUAUCCUGACCGCAGGAAAUCAGAGGCAGGUCACUGUUGUACUAUGUUGUAAAUUUCAAUUCUUGUUUUCCUGUAGGAAUCUUGGGGAUCACGGGUUCCUGGUCGAGGGCAGUCUGACAACAUAUAGAUCUGAUGCUGUGUCUCAUUCGAUACCAUAUAAAUAUGUUGUCUACAAGAAUAAGAAGGAAAGAUAUGAGUUCGAGUUCAUAUACAAACUGGAAUCUGCUAGCCAGCACACUGUCAACCGAUGUUUGUUCGUGAAAUCCCACAUGCUCAAUGAAGAAGGUAAAUCCUGUGCAGCUUUUUGUUUGGAAACAUGUUAAUCCCGACAUCUUAAAAUAAUGAUUAUAUGUCUUAAUUCCAUGUAGGGGACUGGCAUCAAUAUGAUGACAUCGUUUGUGCUGAGCCAUCAAAAAACGUGCUCAAACGUUGGACAGAUACCCUAAAAGAUGCCCUAUGGCGUGACCAGAAGAAGGAUCUAAUUCAGGGCAUAAAUAUUGCGGGGAAUAUUAUGCUUGAGACCAUCUUUGAUCUACUCAGGAGCUGGAGUGUGGCCAAUGUGAAAAGUUUCCUGGUCCAGCUGGAUCAGUUCUUUCAGGUUUACAGUGACCCUUUUGUGUUUGAUGACAAACAAAGAAAAAGGCAGUCCUUAGACUAUGGAAAAGACAAUGUAAGUUUUGUACCCAUAAACUUUUUGCAUGGUAGCAUCAAACUAUCAUUGUAAAAUGCAGGUCAUAUAAUCUUAAAUAACCUCCAUCUCCCAGGUGAAAAAGAUGCUGAAGGACUUCCUGCUGGAAAGGGUGAUUCCUCAGGUGUCUGAGGAUGGAGUUAAGGAGAUGCUCUUUGUCAAGGAUCCCAUGAGGGCUGCUGUGAUUAUGCUCUGUUUGUGGAAUGAGUAUGGCUUCCAUAUGAAAGAUGCCGAACGAUAUCGGCUCUGUGCUGCACUGUGUCUGCCCAACAUGCACAAGGAACACUUCCUGCAGUACUGGGAAGAUUUCUUAGAGUAUGUCCCUCUUUUCAAGAAGUAAGUGCUCAGUCUUUUCAGUCAAGUUCACAAACAACUUACUUAAUAAAAUAAGAAUAUUAAAAGGGACACCAAAUGAUCUUUGUUAUAGUUUGGAACAAAACUUGGUGACACUGAUAAACACUGUAAGAAGAGUAGGAAUGCCUCGAUGGAUUCUGGUCCUGCCGCUCCUUCACCUCCUUAAAGGCACCACAAAGCCUUUUGAAGUACCAGCCUCUGGGAACUCCAAGUAUGGCUUAUCCUGGGCAGGCUUACUGGGCCUUGAAACAAGCUCCUUCAUGAACAGUCAAGAUAGGAAGUAAGAAUCCUCUAUCUUAGAUAAGUCACAGCUACAAAACAUCCCUCAGUUCAUUAGUCUGGGGACAGGUGGAUGCUGCUCUUACAAACGGUCUGUUCUGUGGUUUCAGGGCACUGAUAAACCUGAUGAAGAGCCACAGUCACCUGAUGGAGGUGGAUGCACUUUUAGUACGAUCAGUCCUGUACUUGAUGCGUUUUGAAGACCUGAAGGAAUGUCUCACACAUAUCCAUGCUGAGCUUCUGGACGUGCUUCACAUCUCCACCAACAAAGCUCCCACAGAUAUUACCUUCACCAACUUCCAGGUGUGGUGGAAAAAAUAUAAUAAAUUAUUACAUUAGUCAUGAAAGUAUUUAUAGAUGAAUAUUUAUGUGAAUUUGAUGACUUUACUUCUUUUUUUUCCACAGACAGUAUUUGACAUCUUGUCAUAUAUCCAAGAACAUCUCAUUGAGGAAAAGUACAGGUGAUUGGCUUCCUUAUUUGUUGAUUUCAUUGUCAAUCCUUUUUGGGCAAAUUUAAUAUUUUCAAAUUAGAAAAGGACAUCAUGUUUGAUAAAAAUGAUGCUUAACUCUGCUCUUGUUUUUUUUUGUAGUGCUUUAAACAUGGCCUACAGGAGGUUGUGCCUAUCAACAGCAGUAAGACUCUUGGAUAAACUCUGCAGAGCAGUCAGACUGACAUCCACUAGCCAGAGCUGGGUUAAUAUUCCUGUGGCUUGUAUGCAACUGGUUGCAUCGGUGUCUGACUUUAUUCACAGCAACAUUCAACAGGUGUGUGAGUGUGAAGUCAAUCACAAGCUGUACACAUAUCCAACAGGAUUGAGUAAUUCUGAUGAUAAUCCUUCCAGGUGUCAGAAGAGGGGAGGGAAGAGCAGCGACAUGCAAAGGACGUAGUGAUGUCUUAUGCCAUGGCCAAUUUGAGAGACUGGAUGAGUUCAUCCUUUAGGUAUCGAUUGCUCAACAGAUCUGUGACAUCUCUGUACAAUAUUGAGGCCACAGUGGAGAUUGAAGUGAGUACUUCUGUUUAGAUGUUAAACACAAAAAUGCACAAGUGGAUCCCAACAAUGAAUUUGUGAUUGUUUUUAAUAGGUGUGGAGCAACUUAAUCUCCAUGAACUUCAGAGAUGAUGAUAUCACUACAGAAUGGAGACAAACUUUCACAAACGAUUUUGAGGGCAAGUACAAAAAGGUAUGCAAUGCAUCUUUUUUUGAAACUUUGUUGUUUUAGGAUCAAACUAUGAAAGCAUUAAUUAUGUUUUAUAUGUCUGUGUUUAGGACUCUGCUUUGGAUCAGAUUGAAUUCUACUGCACAAAGACAGAGGAGCUCAGUAAAUCACAUCCUCAUAUUGCAGCGAGCAUUGAGAAGUGUGCUCUGGAGGCUGUGACAGCUUUGUGCCAGGUUUGGAAAGAAAAAGAAAACAAUUUUAUAGUUUAUAAUAAAAGCUGUAUACGUUUGUUUGAUUGACAAACAGGGGCCACGGCAACAGGGGGGCAAGAUUAAAUGUUAGUGAGUCUAUAAAACUUGACUCUUUGUCAUAGCCACCCCACAGUGGUUGAUCCUGUCAUGAGCACAACAUGCUUGCAUUUAAGAAACCAUGGCAUUUGAAUCUGAGUGUAGUACAUUUGGAAGCAGAUAUAUAUUGUGCAGCAGCUAUAAGUGCUGCUUUUGUUAUAAAUAAAAAAUGUCGAAUAAAGAUGUGAAGGAGAUAGUCUGUUUUUUAGCAGUGUUUAAUGGAACAGGUUUGAUUGAAACCUUCAAGUAGAAUUUUUAGCAAUGUACAGUACUUAGUCACAGGUAUCUUUGCUGAAAAGACAUACAGUUAUAUUGAUGACUUCUUUGUCCUUUGCACACAGAACAAGUCCGAGGGGAGACUGUUUGAGAGGCUUCAGAUAAACUGGAAGUUUGGGAAACUCAUCUCUGCAAUCAUCGAGAAAUCCUGGCCAAAGGACGGUCAGGGAAAGUAUCAGGAAGAUGACGAAGUGGUCCUCCGACACCUCCUCUCCUGGACUGCCGCCAAAAACAUAUUCCAACUUCACGGUACCUUUUCCCCACAAAAUAAAUGAGUAACUCAUGCAAACAUCAGAGAGAAAUUUCCUUUUGCAGUUACAUUUUUAAAGCAUGGGGAUCUUUGAUGUGGUCAUAAAUCAAGGGUGUAAUAUUUUGUGAAUGUAGGUGCAGAUAAAAACCUGAUUGAGAAGCUCUCACAGGAAGCCAUGGACAGGAUUGCCAUAGCUAUAUCAUCACUCACAGCCAUGACUGAGAAACUGGUCUGUGGAGACAUUAAGAUCAGCAUGCUUAGCAUCAUCCUGGAUAGGAGUACUGCCUUCUUGGAUCUGUUAAAAAUCGGUAACAACAGUUUUCUUUUCAUUGAAUCAAUGUAUAGAUAAAAUGCAUUAGCAUCAUGUUUAUUUCAUGCAAUGAGAUACAAAGGACAAAUGAAAACAUGGUCUGUUGGUGAUUUGAUUUGAUCAGAUUGCCUUGCUGACAAAGAGCAAUACAGGGACGGUGGUAAAAUGAGGAGGCUCAUCCAGUGCAGGCGCGAUGAAGUGACAGCUGUGUACCACGAGAAGGAGCUUGUGGACACUCUCUUGACAAUGAGCCACAAACUGGAGGAACACAUGACAGGUAUGGCGGUCUCAUCAGGACAGGACAGUAUCGUCAUUUUAGUUUUAAUUGAUGUAUCGCGAAACCAUGCCCCCUUGGUUACUGUUGCUAGGUCCGACAAGCUUCUUGGAGCUGACGGACUAUCAAUACACUACCAUGGCGGGGAGAAGUAUUCCAGCGUCUGUCAGUGA